CUCUUUUUCUCUCUCUUAUUCCAACCGCAGCCGCAAAAACAAACUCAAACUCGAGCUAAUCGCUGCAUAAAUUUGCUGUUCGAAUUGAACAAUUGAACAGUCUCAGUUAGCAGCUGAAAUCGGAAAUAAGCGACAAAAGCAGCAGUGCGAGCAAAAAUCAAGUAAUAAUAAUCAUCAAUAAGCAGCUGUUUGCAUUCGCGUGUUUUGAAGCCGGUAAUGUGUUUUAGAUUUUCACUGAAAACUUAACAAUGAGAUUGGUCAUCUUGGAAACCAGCGACUCGGUGGGCAAGUGGGCGGCCAAAUAUGUGAUGAAACGCAUCAAUGACUUUCAGCCGAGUGCCGACAGAUACUUCGUUUUGGGCCUGCCCACGGGAUCUACGCCAUUGGGAAUGUACAAAGAACUGAUCGAGUUUCAUAAGCAGGGCAAGGUAUCCUUUCAGUAUGUGAAAACCUUCAAUAUGGAUGAGUAUGUGGGACUGGCCAGAGAUCACCAUGAGAGCUAUCACUACUUCAUGUGGAACAACUUCUUCAAGCACAUCGACAUUGAGCCCAAGAAUGUGCACAUUUUGGAUGGCAAUGCAGCUGAUCUGGUGGCCGAGUGCAAUAAGUUCGAGGAUCAGAUCCGCGAGGCUGGAGGAGUGGAGCUGUUCAUCGGUGGCAUCGGACCCGAUGGCCAUAUUGCCUUCAAUGAGCCCGGCUCCUCAUUGGUGUCCCGAACGCGGGUGAAAACUCUGGCGCAGGAUACACUUGAAGCGAAUGCCCGUUUCUUUGACAACGAUAUGAGCAAGGUGCCCAAACAGGCUUUAACCGUGGGCGUUGGCACUGUGAUGGACUCCAAGGAGGUGAUGAUCCUCAUCACCGGAGCUCACAAGGCAUUUGCCCUGUACAAGGCCAUCGAGGAGGGUGUGAAUCACAUGUGGACCGUCAGUGCCUUCCAGCAGCAUGCAAAUACCCUGAUGAUCUGCGACGAGGAUGCCACUUUGGAGCUGAGAGUUAAGACCGUUAAAUAUUUCAAGGUAUGCCCGCCCACGAUGUCGUCGCUUUUGUAGACGAACUGGGAAUAGAACUGGUAUACUGGUGAAUUAGGGUCUACCGAAGGUGUUGGUCUAAUAACCCCCCUAACUUGAAAAUCUAAUCUUUAGAAGCAGAAGUUGGAUACAUGUGAACUCUUAUAUGGUUGUUAGUUAAGUCUAAGAAUUUUGCAUGCCUAUAUGCUUGUAAUAUAAAAGCUUCCACGGUUGUAGGCAUACGGUUAAGUAGAACGUUAAAAGAGACAGCAUUUUGUUAACGACUGGCUGACUGGCCAUUCCCACAAUUUCACAGGGCAUUCUCAGAGAUCUAGACGAAGGCUCCCCACUGGAGGGCUACAAAAACUGAUAAUGCGUAAAGUAUACAGCUUUAUUUUCCAAAGCAAUUUUUAAGUAAAUGAUAUUGAUUCCAAGGACUAUUUCUGUGAUUAAGAGAGUCAACAAGUAAUGAUUAUCGGAUGGAAGACUGCCUGCUGCUAUAAACUAGUUCUUAUAAGGUCAUUAGAAUAAUCCAGCUAAAAAAAGAAAUCAAAAUUAAAUAUUACUUUUAAAUGCCUU
Messenger RNA from Drosophila melanogaster (fruit fly), 1586 nucleotides. RefSeq names its product oscillin (gene Oscillin). The transcript has 5 exons. Bases 249 to 1049 code for a protein of 266 amino acids. The record is from RefSeq and is marked reviewed. NCBI's taxonomy places the organism in Eukaryota, Metazoa, Arthropoda, Insecta, Diptera, Drosophilidae. Gene Ontology annotation, biological process: UDP-N-acetylglucosamine biosynthetic process; carbohydrate metabolic process; N-acetylglucosamine metabolic process. Gene Ontology annotation, cellular component: cytoplasm. Gene Ontology annotation, molecular function: hydrolase activity; glucosamine-6-phosphate deaminase activity.